Molecule: messenger RNA, 4360 nt
Organism: Caretta caretta (loggerhead turtle)
Lineage: Eukaryota; Metazoa; Chordata; Testudines; Cheloniidae
Product: insulin receptor substrate 1
Biological process (GO): insulin receptor signaling pathway
Cellular component (GO): cytosol; plasma membrane
Molecular function (GO): phosphatidylinositol 3-kinase binding; insulin receptor binding
Source: RefSeq, a predicted model, not a curated record
AUCAAUCAACUCCAGCCGGAGCCGCAUGGCAGCGGGUCUUGCCCAGCAGCAGCGCCCCGGGGGUCUCUCCGGGCUGCCCCCGCCACGAGAGCCGGGGGCCGGGCUGGCUGGUGCCCCGGGGCGGGCCCCCGGCAGGAGGAGAAAAACCCGGAGCCUGGGGGUGCGUUUGCCCGCCCCCCCCUUUUGCAAUAUCCAGCUGUCCAGUCGGGGCAGCUUUGCCUGGCGUUUUGCAAAGCGAAGCUCCUGCCUUUUGCACGGGUCUGCCUUGGGGAAGGGGUCGCGGGGGGGGGGCGGGUUUAAAACCCAGCCCCCCCUCCCCCUAAAACUCUCUGAGCUCUUUGCUAAUUGCACAGAGGCGCCCCCUGAACGUUGUUUUGCAGGAUCCAGCUGCUUUUGCACCCGGGGAAAUCCAGUUGCUGGGCGUUUUUUCCCCCCUCCCUCCUUUGCUUUUUCUGCAAAUCCUCAAAGAACCCCCCCCCCGUGCGUUAACAUGCCCCCCCCCCCCCCGCUUCUUGCGACAUCAAUAUCUGGCCCAGGGGGCAGCACCAACAGCCGCCUUCCAAAAGUCGCGUUUUCUCCUUGGCUUUUCUUGGUGCCAUUUGGCUUGUCGUGGCAGGCUUUUCGCCUGCCCGCCUGGGACUGGCUUUGUGACUAGACACCCCCUCGCCUGAAUUUCUCCUUUCCUCGUUCGCCUUGGCCGGACUGGAAUCCCGCAGCCGGACAGCGUCCCGCGUCUGCCGAAAGGUAUCCGGAGCCGGGCUUUCGGGCGGCGUCGCUUUCUGCAGCGGUGACAUCCCGAGCGGGGCCAAGGCUCCGGUCCAAACUUCUGCGGGUGAAACCGGCCUGCUGCGAAAAAGCAACGUCUCUCCUUUCUCCUUCGUUUCCAAGUCCUGCUCCCCCCCUGCCUUUCUUCGCUGGCUUCCAGGUUUGCGCCAGAAAACCGCACGGGGAAAAAAAACCCUCGGCUGAUUUAUUUUGCUUCUCUUCAUGUGACUUCUAUUAAAAUCAAACCCCGGAGCCGAUUGCAAAAGAAGAAAUUCGUGUCCCAGUGCAAACAAGGCAGCAGCGGGGGCCUACCAGGGUGCGCGGCUGCACCGCGGCGGGGCUGGGGGGUUUUUUUUUGCAGCCGUGCGAGAUUGCAAAGGGCCUUUUAUUUGCACACCGCCAAGGCUUGUGCAAAAGAGCCCGUGGCGAGGCGACUUCAGCUGCAAACUGCCCGGUCGUGAAAUCGCGGGGAAGCGGGUCCUGGCUGCCCGGCGGGGACUUCGGACACGUGCAGGACGCGAGAGAGGCCAGCGGCGAGUUUGCGACUGUCCCUCCCUCGACGCUCCUGGGCCUCCGGCGGGCUCAAUCCAGGGGGGCGAAUGUGCUAAACCUCUGCCCUCCAGGGGGGGUCCUAGCACUGUUGCAAAAGCUUGUGGGGGGCAUCCUUUAAAAGACAGGGGGGGUUGCAAAACGGGAGAGGAAUGAACUCCUGGGAAAGAGGCGCAGAGGAGGCGUGAAACCCGUGGCACUGCGGAAGCUCGGCACCCCGAAAGAGGCCGCCACGAAAAGGGGGCACACGCUUUGAAUUGCCUCCCCCAAAAAGGACAGCUGCAGCCACAAAACCCAGGCACCCCCCCAAACCUCUGCCCCCCCCGGAGCGAGCGGCCCGUGUUGGCGGUUGGCGGUGCAAACAGGGCCGGGGGGAAAUGCCUUGACUCUCCCAGGCCCCUGAGUUGGCGCGCCAUGGAGGAGGCGGCCGCGGAGGGCGACCCGCCCAUGGCCGACGUCCACCUGUGUGGGCACCUGCGGAAGCAGAAGUCCCAGCGGCGCCGGUUUUUUGUGCUGCGGGCACCCAGCGAGCGGGGGCCAGCCCGCCUGGAGUACUACGACAGCGAGAAGAAAUUCAGGGCCGGGGGCGCCCGCCCCAAACGCAGCUUCCCCCUGGCCAGCGCCCUGAACAUCAACAAGCGGGCGGACGCCCGGCAUCGGCACCUCAUCGUCCUGUACGGCCGGGACGGCACCUUCGGGGUGGCGGCCGAGAGCCCGGAGCAGCAGGAGGCCUGGUUCCGCGCCAUGAUGGACCUGCGCGCCAAGGGCCUGUCGCAGCCGGGGAGCGGGGCGGCCGCGCCCUUCCGGGAGGUCUGGCAGGUGACCCUGCGCCCCAAGGGGCUGGGGCACGCCAAGAAUCUGGUGGGCGUCUACCGGCUGUGCCUGGCGGAGAGCACGGUGGAGCUGGUCCGGCUCAGCGCCCCGGCCCCCUGCCUGGUGCUUCAGCUGCUGAGCGUCCGGCGCUGCGGCCACUCGGAGAACUACUUCUUCCUGGAGGUGGGGCGCUCGGCCGCCACGGGCCCCGGCGAGCUGUGGAUGCAGGUGGAGGACCUGGUGGUGGCCCGGCACAUCCACGAGUCCAUCCUGGAGGCCAUGAAGCGGCUGAGCGAGGAUUGCCGGGUGCGGGGCCGCGGCCAGGCCUCCGCCCCCGUCUCGGUGCCGGCCCGGCGCCUGCCCUCCGCCCAGCCGCUGGGGUCCGGGCACCGCCGGCCCGACGGGGAUUACACCCUGGCCUCGUCGGAUGAGGGCGGCUCCUCCAGCCCCGGGGAGGGGCGCCCGGCCGGCAGCCCGGAGCCGGCAGGCUCCCCGGAGGGGCGGGCGCCCGGCUGCAAGCGGCCAUCGCUGCCCCCCUUGGCCCUGGGCAAAGGCGCCGGGCAGAGGAAGCCGGGGUGGUGCCCGGAGUCCGGCUACAUGGCCAUGCUGCCCGGGGCGGCCCUGCCGGGCGCGGGGCAGCCGGGCUACGUGCCCAUGAGCCCCGGCGGUGUCUCUCCGCCCCGGGGCGAAGCCGCCGGCUAUAUGCUCAUGUCCCCCAGCGGGAGCUGGGCGCCCGAGUACGUCAACAUGUCCCCACUGUGGCGCUCGGCCGGCAGCACCCCCCCGCGCCGCAGCCCCCCACCUGGCGCCCCCGGGGAGGCCCCCUGCCCCUUCCGCUCUCUGCCGCGGUCCUACAAACACGGGGCCCAGCUGGCCAUGCCCGGUCGCCUCUCCUCCUCCUCCUCCUCCUCCAGCAACGAGAGCUUGGGGGAGCCGGUGCCCCCGAGCCACGGGGAGUACGUCAGCAUCGAGUACCGGCCCGGCCCGGGCCAGCCGGCCAGGGUGGAUCCGGGCAGGCGGCUCUGCGGCGAGCGGGGCGCCCCGGCCUGGGAGGAGCCGGGACUCAACUACGUGGCCCUGGACCUGGCCCGGGGAAGGAGGCGGGCGGCCGGCGGCCCCAGCCCCCAGGCCUACGCCAGCAUCGACUUCCACCGCUCCCAGGACCCGCGGGGGUGCCGCGGCGGAAGGGAUGGGCCAGAGUGCUGAUCCCUUUGCUGUCUGUGCGACCUGGUGACUUCGGGGCUCCCCUGGCUCGUGACCAGCUCCCCACCCCAGAGCUGGUCGCAUCGGGACGCCUGCUGCCUGAUACCUCCGCAGACGACGCGCGUCGGUUUCCUCCCGAUGGACCGUGAACCCCUUUAAGUGCCUUUGUUUUGGGGGUGUGGCUCUCGGGCGGUUAUGGAGAACAAGCCAAAGACAGACUCACGUUUGGGGGGGGCUGGUGCCUUGUGCUCCGUGGGGCUUUUGUAUCUGCUGGGGGGGAUACCCCAGCACCUGACUGUGGGCUUGAGGUUUCAAGGUCACCCCCAGUUUUGGGGAAACCCUCUGCACCAAAGCUUAUUCUUUACUUUUUUUUUGGUGGGGGAUCGUCCCAGCUUCUCACCCCUUGGGAUGGAGACUUUUUUUUGCGGGGGGGGGGCUGAUUCUUUAUUUGCAGGGAUAACCCCCCAUCUAUGUUGGGGUCACCCCUUUGCCCCCAUCAACCCUCUGGUGCCUUCCUGCCCCCCACCCCAGCCUGUCUGUGUUUUUUGGGGUAUGCCCCAAAGGCUCCCCCCAAUCUGCACACUGUGUUUUAUUCCCCCCACCCCAGCAUGAGGGGGAGAAUUGUGCCCUCUCGCAUAGCCAAAGUGCACCCCUGCAGAUGGGGCGUUGUGGGGGGGCCGGUCUUAGGUUCGAAUUUGGGCUUCGCUCUGUGCUUCUGAUUUGCACCUGGUUGGUUUUUUGCACUAGCUUUAAAACGUUUCGUUUGAAACCACAUAAUUUAUAGCUCCGGCUGCGAGGCCUUAAAUCCACCCGCCCUUCGUCAGGCUCCGAGCGAGCCGCAUGCCCGACCCCGGCUGAGCUCGCCGGGAAGAUCCCCCGGCGCGUGGCCGACGGGCCGGGCCUUCGCUCGGCGGGGUUUAGCGCUUGACUGCAGCCUCGGGAGCUCGGUUUCGGGGGUCCCUCGUUUGCGAGAUGGGAGCUGUAGGAAGUUGGGGGGGUUUAUUGGUUAUAAUAAAGUCUCUUUAUUGCA